AAAAAAAAAUUCCUUGCAAAAUUUAGGGUUUCUGAGCCCACGACACUUUGGGAAAGUUGCCAAAGAGAGUGUUUCCUUUAUUUCUUUCCUUCUUUCUGUGUUGGAAAGCAUGAGAGAGGCUCAGCUUGUUGUUCUUCACACGGUGAGGUCUCAUGGCGCGAAAUUGGCGAGGACGCAUGUGCACGACUGGGUUAUUAUCGCUUUCCUUGCGGGCGUCGUGAUCGGUUUGAAUGUCACCCAUCCGUUCUAUCGUUUUGUCGGAAAGGAUAUGAUGGCCGAUUUCAAGUACCCGCAUAAAAGUAACACUAUACCAUUUUGGGCUGUUCUUAUAGUUGCAUACUUGGUACCGUUGGCGAUAUUUGUCGCAUUCUAUUCAUACAGGAAAGAUGUUUAUGACCUUCAUCAUGCCACACUAGGCAUUUUAUUCUCUGGGCUGAUAACUGGCGUUACAACCAACGCGAUCAAGAUUGCAGUCGGCCGUCCUAGGCCCGAUUUCUUCUGGCGAUGUUUCCCCGACGGAAAAGAGUUGUAUGAUCAAGUCACAGGAAGAGUUAUCUGCCACGGCGAUAAGUUGCUCAUGAAGGACGGUCACAAGAGCUUUCCAAGUGGCCAUACUUCAUGGGCCUUUGCUGGUCUUUGCUUUUUAGCAUUAUACUUAUCAGGAAAAAUCAAAGUGUUUGAUCGGAGGGGCCAUGUCGCGAAACUCUGUAUUUCGUUUCUUCCUUUACUCGUCGCGUCACUUGUUGCGGUAUCACGGGUGGACGAUUACCGCCAUCACUGGGAAGACGUCUUUGCUGGCGGUCUUAUAGGAAUGGUAGUGGCUACGCUUUGUUACCUGCAAUUUUUCCCUGCUCCCUCUGAUCCUAAUGGGUGGGGUCCUUAUGCAUAUUUCCAAAUGUUGGCCGAGGCGCAGAGCGGCGACGGAUCGGCUACUAACACGAACCAGCGAGAGGAAGCAGGCGACGUCAGUGAAUCAUCGUCUCGAGCACUCCGUACCAGCGAAUGCGAUCUCGAAACAGGAAUCAAAGAGGAGGAGGAGCCGUUGAUUUUGCUAAGGCAUCGGAUUUCAGAUACAAUGCCGGAUAUUCAGUUAGGAGCUCACACUGUAAGAUCGCAUGGCUCUAUAGUGGCAAGAUUCCACAUGUAUGACUGGAUCAUACUUAUAUGUCUUGCGGUACUUGAUGGAGUAUUAAAUAUAAUAGAACCUUUUCAUCGUUUUGUCGGGCAAGACAUGAUGACUGAUCUGAGGUAUCCAUUGAAAGGCAACACAGUGCCUUUUUGGGCUGUUCCGGUCAUUGCGAUUGUACUACCCUUCGUCAUCAUCAUUGGAAUUUACUUCGUGAAGAAAAAUGUAUAUGAUUUGCAUAAUGCCAUCCUAGGACUUCUGUUUUCCGUGCUUAUAACUGCAGUGAUAACGGAUGCAAUUAAGGAUGGUGUUGGUCGACCUCGACCAGAUUUCUUUUGGCGCUGUUUCCCUGAUGGAAAAGCUGCUUAUGAUAAUGUGACCACUAGUGUCAUAUGUCAUGGAGAAAAGAGUGUCAUCAGGGAAGGUCACAAGAGCUUUCCGAGCGGGCAUACAUCUUGGUCCUUUGCUGGUCUAGGGUUUCUUGCAUGGUAUUUAGCUGGGAAAAUCGCAGUCUUUGAUCGUAGAGGCCAUGUUGCAAAGCUUUGCAUUGUUUUUCUGCCUCUACUAGUUGCAUCUCUUGUGGCGGUUUCUCGAGUUGAUGACUAUUGGCAUCAUUGGCAAGAUGUUUUUGCUGGAGGUCUUCUAGGAUUGGUGGUUGCUUCAUUUUGUUAUCUCCAAUUCUUCCCACCCCCUUAUGAUAUUGAUGCAUUUUGGCCUCAUGCGUAUUUUCGGGAGCUAGCGGAGACAGGUAACAAUGGCCCGGUGUCCUCCACCACAAAUCCUUUUAACUUGAGGCCACCUGAGAUCGAAACCACUUACGUUUCGUCGGACAGUCAUCUUGGGAUGAACCUACGAGACACUAGUCCAAUUCUAGACUCGAUGGAAUCUGGGAGAAGGCAAUGAUUUCAAUCUGCAGCUGUACCAUACAGACAUCAUGACAAUCUUAGAGAACUGCGGUUAUGAUAAUCCCCUAUCUUUGAAACUUUGGGUUACAAUGUAGUUAAUAUAGUUUCCGCCUUUUGUUUUGGUUUUGCCUUUUCUUUUCUGUAUUCUAGUCAAUGUAGUGUAUGGUUUUCUACCCAAUUUUUUGUAAUCUCGACUACGAUUAACUCAUUCGAGAUACACUGAUCAUAAUGUACUGCUUCAUGCUAGUCGGUUGAUAUCGAAGCCUCCGGAGACUUUUCGCUGUCGUUGUAUUUACAACAGUUUAUUAUUUC
Messenger RNA from Ananas comosus (pineapple), 2343 nucleotides. RefSeq names its product lipid phosphate phosphatase 2-like. The transcript has 16 exons. NCBI's taxonomy places the organism in Eukaryota, Viridiplantae, Streptophyta, Magnoliopsida, Poales, Bromeliaceae. Gene Ontology annotation, biological process: phospholipid metabolic process. The record is from RefSeq and is a predicted model, not a curated record. Bases 110 to 2029 code for a protein of 639 amino acids. Gene Ontology annotation, molecular function: phosphatidate phosphatase activity.